Messenger RNA from Drosophila albomicans, 1248 nucleotides. RefSeq names its product mediator of RNA polymerase II transcription subunit 6 (gene MED6). Gene Ontology annotation, molecular function: transcription coactivator activity. The record is from RefSeq and is a predicted model, not a curated record. Gene Ontology annotation, cellular component: core mediator complex; mediator complex. The transcript has 4 exons. Lineage: Eukaryota; Metazoa; Arthropoda; Insecta; Diptera; Drosophilidae. Gene Ontology annotation, biological process: regulation of transcription by RNA polymerase II. Bases 447 to 1223 code for a protein of 258 amino acids.
AAAUUAUCGGCCAAUUUGCAAAUUUAUCGAAAUUUAUAAACAAAAUAAAAAUAACAAAAAAAAAAGUAGUCUCGCAGUUGCAAAUUGGUUGAGGUGCAUGCAAAAAUUAAGCUACACGGAAAUUAACGGUUUAACAGUGAACUUACAGCACGAUUAGCGCAGAUUUUAAUAACGCGCAAGGAGCAGCAAAUGAAUUUUCCUGUUCGCGACACUGAAUUUGUAUAUUACACAACAAAUAAAUCAAAUAAAAAGAGACAUAUCGACAAAUAUAAAAAAAAUUGGCAGCGUGCAGUCUAUAAAUAAUUUGUAAACAAAAAAUAGAGAACGAGGAAAAACGAGACAUUGACACUGACCCACUACUUUGCUUUGAGAUUUCAACAUUCUUUGCUGUCGUCGGCCGCCACUCAAAUUGCCUUGAGCAACAUUAGCACGUGAUAUCCUUGACCAUGGCGAAUCGUCAGAUGGCGCCUGCUCCAGAGAAUCAUUUGCGCCUCUCCUGGCACGACACCCAAAUGAUGGCAACACUCAGUCCACAGACGGUCAUGGAUUACUUUUGCCGCAAGAGCAAUCCAUUCUACGACCAUCAGUGCAACAAUGAAACCAUUAGAAUGCAGCGUCUCGGCGUGGAACAUUUGCACAACAUGCUGGGUCUGGAGUACAUUUUACUUCAUGUUGCGGAGCCGAUUCUCUACGUCAUCCGCAAGCAGCAUCGCCACAACACCGCGGAGGCAACGCCAAUUGCCGAUUAUUAUAUCAUUGGCGGUACUGUUUACAAGGCUCCUGAUCUCGCAAACGUCAUAAAUGCGCGCAUUCUCAACACGGUCGUGAAUCUUCAGUCGGCAUUCGAGGAAGCCAGCAGCUAUGCUCGUUAUCAUCCCAAUAAAGGCUACACCUGGGAUUUCUCCUCCAAUAAAGUUUUGUCGGACAAAUCCAAGUCGGACAAGAAGGACGCCAAUGGUGCCAAGGAUGAGAACAGCGGAACACUCUUUCAAAAGCAACGUGUUGACAUGUUGCUAGUCGAAUUGUUACGCAAAUUUCCGCCACCCAUUCCACCCACACUGCAGAAUAUGCAACAGCCACUGCAGCCUGGGCAAUUACCAAGUGCAGCUGGAGCGGAUGGUGCGGCAUCGAACGCUGCUGGAGAUAAUCAUGCUACUGGACCGCUGGAUAUUGCAACAGAAAGCAUUGAUAUGAAGCCACCACCAGAGAAAAAGACGAAGUAACGAUUUUGUAGCUGUAGUUUUUCUC